Puccinia triticina is the source of this 669-nucleotide messenger RNA. RefSeq lists its product as uncharacterized. The record is from RefSeq and is a predicted model, not a curated record. The coding region runs from base 1 to 669 and encodes 222 amino acids. NCBI's taxonomy places the organism in Eukaryota, Fungi, Basidiomycota, Pucciniomycetes, Pucciniales, Pucciniaceae. The transcript has 2 exons.
AUGCAUGUUACCUGUAUUUUCGUUUCCGUCGCCGUCCUCUUCGCUGGAAACUCCCAAUCUCUCCCCAUUUUAGGACUUCCCGAACUGCCUCUUGUCGGCGGUCUUACCAACGGCCUCGCAGGGCUCCCCUUGGCGGGCGGCUUGGGCAAUGUCGCUGCUCCUCUGACUUCCGGCCUCACCUCGAAGGUUGGCGGCUUGACUCACACCGUCACUCCGCUUGCUUCCGGCUUGACGGGCGAUCUCGCCCCUGUUACCUCGAAGCUCGGCGGUGUCACUCAAACUCUCGCCCCUGUUACUAGCGACAUCACUGGUCUAACUGGUGGACUUCCCAUCGCAGGCCUUACCGAUAACGUCGCGCCCGCAGUCUCCGGACUGAACGGUCUUACCAGUGGUCUCCCUGAUGUCCAGAACGUCGCCUCCGGCUUACCCGUCGGCGGUCUUCUUUCUUCGAUUAUCAAGCGUGACCCUCAAUUCGGCGGUGGUCUCCCCAUAAUCGGCUCUCUUCCUGGGCUCGACAGUCUCUCAUCGAUGAGCUCCCUUCCUGGCCUCAGCAGCCUGCCAUCGAUGGACUCACUUCCAAUCCCCUCAUUGAACUCCCUUCCCGUCCUUGGCAAUGUACUAGGCUCUGGCGGAAUUCCCGGAUUGGACAGUCUUGGUGGUUUACUGUAA